Molecule: messenger RNA, 1944 nt
Organism: Fragaria vesca subsp. vesca
Lineage: Eukaryota; Viridiplantae; Streptophyta; Magnoliopsida; Rosales; Rosaceae
Product: WD-40 repeat-containing protein MSI4-like
Exons: 15
Coding region: 191-1693 (500 amino acids)
Biological process (GO): regulation of gene expression
Cellular component (GO): nucleus
Molecular function (GO): histone binding
Source: RefSeq, a predicted model, not a curated record
CGCUGAAAAAAGGUGACGCGUGUGCAUCAGUGACAUUAAAGGAGCGUGGGGACCUGAACACCGCAUCAGAGUCUCCUCGAUACAGACACACUCUCAGAGAGUGAGAGAGAGAAAGUAGCGGUAGUACACACUCACGCUAGUUCUAGGGUCCGAACCACCCAGCGCCUUUCAACUCCGUCGCAUCACCGCCAUGGAAACUCCGUCGCAGCAACCUCCGGCGAAGAAGAAGGAGACGCGGGGCCGCAAGCCCAAGCCCAAGGAGGACAAGACCGAGGCCCACUCGGCUUCGAAAACGAAGAAGGCCCAGCAGCAACAGCAACAGCAGCAGCAGCACAGCGUCGACGAGAAGUACACUCAGUGGAAGUCUCUCGUCCCCGUCCUCUACGACUGGCUCGCCAACCACAACCUCGUCUGGCCUUCCCUCUCUUGCCGGUGGGGCCCGCAGCUGGAGCAAGCUACCUACAAGAAUCGCCAGCGGCUCUAUCUCUCUGAGCAGACUGAUGGCACGGUUCCGAAUACUCUGGUUAUUGCGAAUUGCGAGGUUGUCAAACGCAGAGUUGCGGCUGCAGAGCACAUUUCUCAGUUCAAUGAGGAAGCGCGCUCGCCGUUUGUGAAGAAGUACAAGACCAUCAUACAUCCUGGGGAGGUAAACAGAAUUAGAGAGCUUCCGCAGAACACUCAGAUAGUGGCAACACAUACUGAUAGUCCUGAUGUCCUUAUUUGGGAUGUUGAAGCUCAACCUAACCGUCAUGCUGUCAAUGGGGCUACAAACUCACGUCCGGAUUUGAUUUUGACUGGACAUCAAGAUAAUGCAGAAUUUGCUCUUGCAAUGUGUCCAACUGAACCCUAUGUGCUCUCUGGAGGUAAGGACAAAACAGUGGUUCUGUGGAGUAUUCAGGACCAUAUAGCAGCAUCUACCACAGAUCCAGCAGCAACCAAGUCUCCAGGAUCUGGUGGAUCAAUUAUUAAGCCUGAGGGUGGUAAUGAAAAGAUCGCUGAUGGUCCUUCUGUUGCACCAAGAGGUGUCUACCAGGGCCAUGAGGAUACAGUGGAAGAUGUGGCAUUUUGCCCAACUAGCUCACAGGAGUUCUGUAGUGUUGGUGACGAUUCUUGCCUUAUACUAUGGGAUGCACGUGUGGGUUCUAGCCCUGCUGUUAAGGUUGAAAAAGCGCACGAUGGCGAUCUUCACUGUGUUGAUUGGAAUCCCCAUGAUGAUAACCUUAUCCUAACAGGGUCAGCAGAUCAUUCUGUUCGCAUGUUUGAUCGGCGGAAUCUCACUUCUGGUGGAGUUGGGGCACCUAUUUAUAAGUUUGUGGGUCAUACAGCUGCUGUUCUUUGUGUCCAGUGGUCUCCAGACAAAUCAUCCGUCUUUGGAAGUUCUGCAGAGGAUGGUCUGUUAAACAUUUGGGAUUAUGAGAAGGUCAGUAAAAAGGAGCGAACUUCCAAGAACUCAACUUCUCCUCCUGGAUUGUUUUUCCAGCAUGCUGGACACAGGGACAAAGUUGUUGAUUUUCAUUGGAAUGCAUCUGACCCAUGGACUGUUGUUAGUGUGUCUGAUGACUGUGAUACUACUGGUGGAGGGGGUACAUUGCAGAUAUGGCGCAUGAGUGAUUUGAUCUACAGGCCUGAAGAAGAGGUUUUGGAAGAGCUCGAGAAGUUCAAGUCACAUGUGAUUUCUUGUGCAAAGCCUUGAGUAUCAGCACUCAUUGUCAGAUUGCCCGAGGAAAAUUUCAUUUUCUAGCUUAGGAGUAUCCAACUGUCUUGUUAGGGACAGGUAGGGAGGAUUUUCUAGGUGUGCUGUUAGAUUAUUGCAUAUUGAAUAUGAGAGAUUCAAAAUGAGGUUAAUGUCAUGCUACUAAGUACUUGCUGUGUUUGGGGGCACUUGCUCCAGCGGGAUGAGAUUCUUUUAACCUAGAUUGCGCAACGCCUAAUUUACUUGGACUC